This is a messenger RNA of Brassica napus (rape), 2835 nucleotides long. RefSeq names its product disease resistance-like protein CSA1. Gene Ontology annotation, biological process: defense response. The transcript has 6 exons. The coding region runs from base 1 to 2835 and encodes 944 amino acids. The record is from RefSeq and is a predicted model, not a curated record. Lineage: Eukaryota; Viridiplantae; Streptophyta; Magnoliopsida; Brassicales; Brassicaceae. Gene Ontology annotation, molecular function: ADP binding.
AUGCCUGGGAUUGGUAAAACCACUCUCGCUGAAGAAUAUUUUGAAAGGUCAAAUGAUAGGUAUUCGUUUAACAAGAUUAUCUCGGACAUUCGUGAGAGAGGGCAUCAUUAUCUGGAGUACAAGCUUCUGGAAGGUCAAAAGUUAAAUGAGGAGGCUAACAUUUUCUCAAAGAAAAGUUUUCUUGUUUUGGAUGAUGUGAGCCAGAAGAAGCACAUAGAGUUUUUACUCCAAAACAGAAGACGGAUUAAGAAGGGAAGCAAGAUUGUCAUUACAACGCGUGACAAGUCAUCGAUAGCAGAAUUCUCUCCCGAAAUUUAUGUUGUCCCUCCCUUGAACGAUACAGAUGCCUGGCAGCUCUUUAAUGAUCAUGCCUUUAAAGGUGGAGCCUCUAGCACCAAGGGAAACUUCCCCAAGCUGACCCAAAAGUUUGUGGAUUAUGCUGGAGGCAAUCCACGAGCCCUCGAGGAACUUGGAAAGGAGCUUAAUGGGAAAGACGAGGCUGAAUGGGUGACGAGACUAGAAAACCUGCCAUACCAGUGCAAUAGUAUUAUCAAAAAAGAGUUGAAAAUCAGCUAUGAAGAACUCACUGAGCAGCAGAAGGAUGCGUUUCUCGACAUAGCUUGUUUUUUCAGAUCAGAGGAAGAAAAUUAUGUAAAGUGUUUAUUGGAUUCUGAAUGUGGUGAUGUUGUUAAAAAGCUUGCUGAAAUUUUUUUCAUUUGUAUCUCUGGGGGAAAAAUAGAGAUGCACAAUCUACUCUGUGCAUUUGGCAAAGAACUUAGGUCGGGGGAAAGAAUGUGUGAUCAUAGGAAAACUACUACAAUUCUAAGAGAUGCCGUUCAGCAGGAAACAAAAGAUGUGAGAGGUAUUUUUCUAGACACAUGCACAGAAACAAAAGGGAUAUCAGUAGACAGUAAAAGAUUUACCGAAAAGUUCAACCCGAUGAAUCUGCGGUACCUCAAAAUCUAUGACUCUCUUUGUCCAGAGAACUGUAAAGUAUACUUGCCCGACGGACUUGAGUUUCCCUUCGAAAAUAUUCGAUAUCUUCACUGGGAGAACAUUGAACUGAAGGAGCUUCCAUCAGAUUUCAACCCAAAAAAUCUUAUUGAUCUUAGGCUGCCUUAUAAUAGGAAGAUUGAACGUGUUUGGGGAGCUGUUAAGGAAUUGCCCCUGUUGAAAUGGGUGGAUCUAAGCCAUUCAACUAAGUUGACUGACCUGUCAGCAUUGUCGAAGGCAUAUGAUCUUCGAAGACUUAAUCUUAAAGGCUGCACAAGUCUGGAUAAGUUGCCAGAAGAGAUGGGAAAUAUGAAGCAACUUGUUUUCCUGAACCUCAGAGGAUGCACAACACUCUCAACUCUACCAGAAAGACUGAACUUGAUCUCUCUCAAGACCAUCAUCCUCAGUGAUGGAACUAUUAUCUCCACUCUCCCUCCAACCAUCCAGAACUUCAAGAAACUUGUGUUGUUGAACUUGAAAAACUGCACAAUGUUGGAGUCUCUCCCGGAUUGUCUCAACAAGCUGAAGGCUCUUGAAGAACUUACGCUCUCUGGUUGUUCAAGGCUUAGGAAUUUUCCUAAAAUUAAGGAGACCAUGGAAAAUCUACAGAUUUUACUACUUGAUGGGACCUCAGUUGAAAAGCCACUUCAAGAGCCACUCCAGAUGAAUGGCCUGUCCAUGUUGCGGCGUCUAUGCUUAAGCAGGAAUGAUAUGAUCAAAAGCCCGCAACCUUGCAUCAGCGAACUAUAUAACUUGCAAUGGAUGGACUUGAGGUAUUGCACGCAUCUCACAUCACUUUUAACGCUGCCACCCAAUCUUCAGUACUUAAAUGCACAUGGUUGCAUCUCGCUAAAAACAGUAGCGAGUCCUUUAGCUCUACAUUUGCCAACGGAGAAGGGUCCUUCCUCAUUUAUCUUCACCAACUGCGAGAAACUGGAGCACGUCGCCAAAAAUGAAAUAAUAUGCUAUGCUCACAAUAAGACCCGGAUCUCAUCAGAUGCUUUGAAUCGCCAAAACAAGGGUCUUGCUUUUGAAACUUUGGCUGCCACUUGCUUUCUUGGAAGUUUAGUUCCUGCAUGGUUCGACAACAAAACUUCUGGAGCAGUGUUAGAGCGAGAGCUGCCUCCAUAUCUGCGUGACAAUGGGUUUGUUGGCAUAGCUCUAUGUGCCGUUGUCUCAUUUAAAAACUACAAAAUCCAGAACAACAACUUCAUGUUAAAAUGCAUAUGCCAGUUGAACAAUGCCGAGACGUCUUCUAGCUUCUUCAAUUUCCAUAUCGGAGAUUUAUCCGAGACAGACAAUCAACAACAAUGCACGAUCAAGUCUACCCACGUCUUUAUUGGCUUCACCAGCUUGUUCAACGGUGAGAUGAGGCGUGUUCCUACUAAAGCCUCCAUCAAAUUUGAAGUCACAGAUGGUACUUCUGAGGAUGAAAAAUGUGAGGUGCUGAAGUGCGGUUUCAGUUUGGUUUGUGAAUCUGAUAAUGGUUCUUGGCAUGCCAACGCUGAAACAAGUCAAUUGAUUUGUGAACCUCAUAAUGGUAUUAGUAGCGAUGCAAAGGCUGAUGCAGUACCGAAGGACAAUGGUUCAGGCGCUGAUGGAAGUUCAACGGGAGAGGAACUCAGACCAGGCGAAAGUAUAUUUGUUCGUCUCUGGGGAAGAAUGAGUUUUUUUGGUCACUUGAGAAGAAGAGCGUUAAGAACCGACCACCGGAGAUUUGAUGCACCAAGAGAAGACAGAGAACGCAUGCCUGCAACUAAGUCGUCUUCUCGGAAUAAUAAUGAAGUCUUGGACAAGAAGAAAUGGGAUAUUAGCAAUCUCGGCAUGAGACUAAGGGUUUAA